This is a messenger RNA of Rhinocladiella mackenziei CBS 650.93, 1467 nucleotides long. RefSeq lists its product as uncharacterized. Gene Ontology annotation, molecular function: lyase activity. The transcript has 2 exons. NCBI's taxonomy places the organism in Eukaryota, Fungi, Ascomycota, Eurotiomycetes, Chaetothyriales, Herpotrichiellaceae. Bases 1 to 1467 code for a protein of 488 amino acids. The record is from RefSeq and is a predicted model, not a curated record.
AUGAGACUCGGGCAAAGAAACCUCCACCCUGAACAAAAGUCAGCCGAUUCCACAUGCGUCAGCAACCCAUCCGGCGUCACUGGCAAACUAUGCACCUGGAUCUACGAUACCUCCAUUGGCGACAUUCCUCCCGAGAUCCUCUGGCGAGCCAAAUACUUGAUUCUCGACGGAGUCGCCUGCGGUCUCGUGGACGCCCACUUACCAUGGUCUGAGAUUGCGGCCAAAGGCAUCUUCAAGAUGGAGCCAGAAGGACAGUGUACGGUGAUGGGCUGGGGUGGGAAGAAGCUCUCCCCCAUUGCGGCCGCGGCCUUGAACAGCACUUUCAUCCAAGGCUUCGAGCUUGACGACUACCGCUCCAAUGCCCCACUACAUUCUUGCACCCUCCUUCUACCUGCAUUAUUUGCAGCUAUAGAAGCGGACAACAGCCGGAAUUUCUCUGGCGAGGACUUCCUCAAAGCUUUCGUCGUCGGUUGCGAAAUUGGACCUCGUGUUGGCUUGGCUUUACAUGGUGCUGAACUCCUCUCCCGAGGCUGGCACAGUGGCACUGUUCAGGGUCCCUCGGCAUCCGCUGCUGCAGUCUCUUCUCUGCUAGGAUUGUGUCCUGCACACAUCGAAUCCGCACUGGGCAUGGCCUGCACACAAGCCGGAGGCCUCAUGCCUGCACAAUACGGAUCUAUGGCGAAACCGGCCCUCAUGGCCCAAGAGGGAUACACGGGGAUCCAAGAAGUCUACGAAACCCCGUACGGCGGUUUCCUGAGCUGUUUCUCCGAGGGCUCGAUCCAUACCCCCAAGUCCCUCCCAGACGAACUUAUCAAAGGACUAGGCAAGAGAUGGGAACUCGAUGGGAUUCGAGUGAAGCUUCAUGCCUCUAUGGCAGGUCUGCAUGGAACAAUCGACUGCGUCCAAAAUUUGCAAACUCAGUGCCCAGAACGUUUCAACAUUGAGAAUUUGUCAAACAUCGAGAGCAUCACGACCGAGCACAGCAAACCAGCAUUUGAGCACGGUGGCUGGAUAGCGCCGGCCGACAAGUCGCUCUCAUCGACGGCGGCGCAGAUGAACAUUCAAUACGCGGCGGCCGCCCAAUUUGUGGACGGGGAAGUCUUGAUGGCACAAUUCGGUGCGGACAAGCUGAAUCGACCUAUUCUCCGAGAGGUGAUGGCCAAGAUCACCCCUACGCAUAAUCCAGAGCUGGAUCAAGAUGCAACUGUUGGCUGGGUGACUGCCAUGACGGUGCGGUUCAAAGAUGGUACGGAAGUCAAGAAUCGGACCGAGAGUCCUAGGGGCAUCAGGCCACCCGCAAGCAAUGAAGAUAUCGUUAAGAAAUGGAGGAUGUUAGUCAGGAAUGUGGUAGAAGACGAACGACGAGAUGAGAUUGAACGAUGUGUGUUGGACUUGGAGUUAUUGAGUGACGUGAGGGUUUUAAUUACCUUAUUGGAGGGAACUGUACGGUGUCCUAUUGCUCUGUAG